AUGCCUAAAUAUUAUCGAGAUCUAAUGAUUCGUUGUUGGGCUCAGGAUCCAUUGAAACGGCCAACAGCAAAUGAAAUUCUUAAUACGAUCGGAGAAUGGAACUAUCUUAGACUUCAAAAUGAAUUUAAAAAAAGUAUAGAAAAUAGAAAAAGGAGGUCUGAAAUUCACGAAGGCGCGAUAUACAAAAGUAAAUCGAUCUCAAAAACUAUCGAAGCAACGGGACUUACUUCAACUGCAUUUCUAUACAGACUGCCAGAUGAUAUAUACGUCACGCGACAAUUCGAAUUGUCAUUGCAAAUUACUCACGUGUUCAAAUUUUUCAAAUAA
This is a messenger RNA of Ambispora leptoticha, 327 nucleotides long. The record is from the annotation of a GenBank genome assembly. Lineage: Eukaryota; Fungi; Glomeromycota; Glomeromycetes; Archaeosporales; Ambisporaceae.